GACUGACUGGCUGCUGGAGUUGAUUUAACCGUCGCUUUCGACCUUAAAUCGAGCUGGAUCUUCUAGAGCUGAGAGGCUGGAUCUGCUCGAGUCAAAAGUCACAGACAGGCGUCUCAGCAGGAGACAGAAGCCAUGGACGUCCAGCAGCAGGACGUGACGCUGAACAGUGGAAAGGACAGAGCCAAGAGCUGCGAAAACCACACUAACCACAUCAACCCGUCAGAGAGCACUGCUGAGACAGAGGCCAUCACAGCAGAGCCUGCAAAGAUAACAUGUUCUAAUGGACUAGGCCACAGGGGAAGUUACGUGUCGUUGAAUGACAUCGUAGUAACGAGUGAGGAUGCUCUUCUGCUUCCCGACCACGUACCAGUGAUUCCCCACAAAAUAGAAAAAGAGACUCUUGGCCCUCUCACUGGCCCCACUCCUCCAGACACUGUGACUAAUGUAUCACCGCCCAUUUGCACACCUCCCACUGCCUCUACAGGUCAAAAGGCACCUGACCCUGCCCAGGUACCCAAGUGCAACGGGCACAACGCUCACAAAAAGCGCCUGCCCUCCACCUCCAAAAGCCAGCAGAGUUUGAAAGCCAACGCCACUCAAAUACAGCAAGUCGCAGGCGACGACUGCUGCGUGCACUGUAUUCUGGCAUGUCUGUUCUGCGAGGUGUUGUCCCUGUGCUCAGCGCUGACGCAGUGUUUGGCCUGUGGGCUGGAGUGUGACGCUGCGUGUUGCUGUGGUGAGGCGUGCAGUGGCUUGGCCUGCUGUUCUGAGGACCCCUGCUCUGCCCUGCUGGACUGCGCCAUCCUGGAGGACUGCUGUCAAUCUUCCGACUGCCUGGAGAUCUGCCUGGAGUGCUGCUCUAUCUGCUUCCCUGCGUAGAAAGUCUAUCGGCCAGUGGCAUGAAAGAGUGAGUGAUGAGAGGGCUUACGGAAAGGUUUUGGAAUGUGUCAUAACACCACAGUGUUGUGAAAGGUUGCUGUCAUUGCCGUAUGCUGUAUUUAUUCUGUAGGUUAGUGAGAGGUUAGGGACGGAGAUCAAGGUGUGUCCGCUGUGUCUGAAAUGAGUCACUGAAUAUAAGUGGAACGAACAUGUGUUAUUGGUGAUUGGCUAUUCAGUGACAUACCAGAGGUAUUUGACUCAUGAGGGGCAGCUUAGGGCUUACUGUAUUUAAAAGGCUAGUAUUCCUAUCUGUGAAUGGCCAUUAUUGGGUAGUCACUGGCUACCACUUUAACAUUCACAGGUCCCAAUGCCUUGAAACUGUGCCAUUUGUGUUCCCAAUGUUAGUAGAUUCAGCUUUCUUUGAGAGUUGAGCAUGUUUGCACUUGCCCAGGGCAUAAUGCAUCUUCUUUGAUCACCACAGGAGGGACAGUACUGUCUGGUCAGGACUGGAUUUAUUUUUACUCAGUUUCCAACCUGUUUAUUUAUUUUGCAGUGUCAAGGGAGGAAAGCAGGAAACAUGUUUAAGUGAAAAUUACACAAAACACUUUACUGUACUUGGCGGAUACACACUGUAUUUUAGCGGAUCCUAUGGCUACUGCCACUUUCCAUCCUUUCAGUCUUAAAACCAACCAGUUAUAGUUGCCAACAAAAGCGUUUCCCAAAGGAGUCACUGACAAAAUGUUACCCUUCAAAGAAACCCUACCAAUCACACAAGCAGCUACCCAAACUCAACUUAGCUGCCUUGCACAUUUUAGGGACCACUUGUGUUCUAUAUAGGGCUCCAAUGAUAAGAAUAGUGAUUUGGGGACCAUUUAAAUGCAGCCAACUUCUAAGACUGAACUUUCGAGGUGUUUCCAAGGAGCCCGCAGAAAACUCUGGAGGCUGUAAGAAAAGCAAGCGAUGGACGCAAUAGAUACUGAAAAAACUGAUAGUUGACUUUUCAGCAAUUCUUUAAUUUUCUUGAAAAUGUGUUUUCUCCUUUUUUCUGACACUGAUAAAUGAAUAACUUGUACUUACUGACUAGUUUUUCUGGAAAGUAAAUAAAAGUUAUAGGUGUUCUCUGACUUUUGCACAGCACUGUAGUUCAGCAGAAUAUGGUCAUAAUUUGAUUUAACGUUUUUCAUCUGCACAUUGACGUCCUUAUAUUUGUUUUAAUUCUAGAUCAAAAAGAGAUGCAUUCAACUGACUUGAUUCAGAGGUGAACAUCAUAUUCACACGCAUAAAAUCUAUUAUAUCAAGACAGUUAUUGCUAAGAGUAUUAAACUGAAAGACGAACUGAAAGAUAAUUGUGUUGAUGUAGUGUAUUCUGUUCAGGUGCAAGUGAUGUACACAUUUGAAUCAAGUAAAAUCAGUGCCACUCCAAAGCAGAUAAGAACACAAAGGCCAAAUAUAUUUAGAACAUGAAACACUUUUGCUGCACUUGCUCUUUGUUUUUAGAUUACUGACCUGUAUAUGAACUGCUUAAUUUGAUGCCUGAUUGGUGUCUGCACACUAGACGUGAUCUGUCAGAGGACUGCAUUAGCUUACAAUUAACUUAUGAUCACUGUGAACUGUAUUUUGUAUUGUGCGUAAAAAGAAGUAAAGAGGCUUUUGUUUUCGUAAA
Messenger RNA from Pygocentrus nattereri (red-bellied piranha), 2542 nucleotides. RefSeq lists its product as uncharacterized. The record is from RefSeq and is a predicted model, not a curated record. The coding region runs from base 133 to 879 and encodes 248 amino acids. The transcript is spliced from 5 exons. NCBI's taxonomy places the organism in Eukaryota, Metazoa, Chordata, Actinopteri, Characiformes, Serrasalmidae.